ACACAAGCGGCGAGAGAUUCUCUGCAACUCUCGAUCCCUUCCUCUCUUUCUCUCUUGAUCACAAAGUGUUAUCGAUUUUUCGUUGAAGUUAGGGAAGAGUGUGCUUCGUAAUAUUGAUUAUCUGCAUAGUGUCGGUUUUGCUUAUACUUUGACGUUUCUUCUUCUUCUUCCCCAAAGAGGAUAUGAGGCAGGAGGAGUUUUGAUUUUUUGAUGAAAUCGUGAAAAGGCUUGGGUUUGAGUUAAUAAAUGUUUUGAAGAAAUGGGUACAAGAAGCGAUCUCAGAGGCUUUCUGAAACAGAGCGAAAAGAAGUCAGAAAGAUCAUCUUCAUAUCUUAUUAACUCAGCUGCUCCAGGACCAGGAGGAAGCCCUUGUUGUGAUGAGGAGGAGGAGGAGGUAGUGAAAUACAUGUCCAAGUUGCCAGGUUAUCUCCAAGCAGAAGAAAGCCUCCAAAGUAGUGGUGUUUUGAAUGUUGGGGUCUUGGAUUGGUCUCGUCUUGAGAAAUGGAAGCAUGGCCGUUCAACAUCAAGAGCAAGCCCCCCUCAUCACCACCACCACCACCACGUGCAUACUUGUUCCAAUCUCGGCAAAAAAGUUAGAGCUUCCAGGGAUCUUGGAUGCACUUUGGAACCUGAGCUGCUGCUGUCUAGGGCUUCUUCUUCUUCUUUAAAUAAGCAGGAACUGCCAACUUGUUGCAGCUAUAAGUCCUCUGCUAGAGAUCAUGAAAGAGUGAAGAGCAGAAGAAGUUCGCCUUCUUCAUCAGCUCUAUUGUCAACUAUGGGAAACUCCCGGGGAUCGAGGAGGAGCUUUAUGGUGCGGGACAAGGAGACUGAUGAGAAGAGAGCAGGGGAGGCACAAGAAGAAGAUAGACGGAAACAUUGUGUUGAUGGAGAGGACAAGACCGUCGUUGGAGGAUGUUCCAAUGCUUGUGAAAAGCAUCAGCAAGUCAGUAACCUGCGAUCAACAAAACAGUCCCGAAGCACCCUCCUUUCUAGUGAACAACCACCCCAUAUGCCUUGUCGUAACUCUAAAGUAGCAAGGGAGGUUAACCGCUCUCUCCACUUGGAGACAGAUUCUUCUGAUGAUAUGAUGCUCCCUCUUCUUCUUGGUGUUGAUCAAGAAAAGAAGACAGACCCUUCUUCACCAAGCAAGCGGUUUAGUUUUAGCUUCGGUCGUCUCAGCACAAGUUUCACCUUCAAAGAGGAGGAUUCAUCGGCUGGCCAACCUUUGACUUCUUCUUAUGAUACCAUCAAAUCUGACUCUAUGACAUUUGAUGGCUUAGCUUGUCCAUCUCAGUCAAGUAACCCGGAGGAAGAGAAGCAGAACCUUCAAUGUGGAUCUCGAGUUAGCCCUCUAAGAAGGCUGCUUCACCCUUUACUGAAAUCCAAAGGCUCUGAGAAUGUUCUUCUUCCAUCAAAACCAACAUCAACUUCUUCCAAUCAAUAUGAAAUGAAGAAGAAGCCGGAUGCAUCAAGAACAAGAGCUCUUUUACAGCUAACGACAAGAAACGGCAUCCCUCUAUUUCAGUUUGUGGUGGAUGAUGAUGAUAACCUCAACAAGAACAAGAGCAAGAGCAAGAGCAAGAGCAGGAGCAUCCUUGGGGCUACAAUGAAAAGCUUCAAAGAAGACUCAGUUCAGUACUGUACAUUCUACUCUGUUACUGAAGUCAAAAAGAAGAAAAAAAUCGGAAGCUGGCUGAUCCACCAAGAGAAACAACAACAAAAACAGCACAGGUUCGUCUACAAUGUAAUCGGUGAAAUGCGGUUAGAGGAGCAGAAAUCGGAAAGCAUGUCUUCAGUGAUGAGAGAAUCAGUACUGGUUGAUGAAACAGAGGAGGGAGUAAAAGGGAGGAAAGAGGUUGCAGCCGUUGUGAUCAAGAAGAAGAAGAAGAUGCCUGGGGAAGAAGUCUACGGGGAAACAACCACUGUGAUCAUUCCAGGUGGCGUUCACAGUAUACCGAAGAAAGGAGGACCGACACCGUUGAUUAGGAGGUGGAGAACGGGAGGGUGUUGCGACUGCGGUGGCUGGGAUGUGGGAUGUAAACUCCAUGUGUUCUCCAACAAAACUUUCCUCCAUCACUUGUUUGACCAAACCUUCCAACUUUUCCAUCAGGAAGAAAGUGAUAAAAAGUGUGGUGGUCCGGUGUUGGAGAUGACAGAGGUGAAGAGAGGGAUAUAUAGGGUGGAGUUUGGUUCGUUUCUUUCGCAUCUACAAGCUUUUUUUGUGUGCGUGACGGUUAUCACUUGUGCCUCCGAGGAGGAGGAAACUGUGUCAAAGAAAUCUUCCUUACCGUUUGCUCCGCCUCUGUCUCCUGUUGGUAGAGCCUGAGUAUUUAGUAUCCCCCACACACACAAACUCGGUGACAGAGAGAGUAUGUAAUGCUUGUCUUUGGAUAGAGAGAGAGUAUAUGCCAUAUUGUCGAUAGUUGACAAUCAAUUUGGAUGUAGUGGGGGAUGUUUUAGCCUCUCUAUAUUCAUUGAAGCACUGAAAGGUGACUAGUUCACUUGCAUUGAGUUCAUCAUGCUCUGUCUUUUCCAAAAGAGAAAAAGAAUUUAAGUAGCAUCUGUACUUUUUUUUGUGUGGUCAAAGUACCUACCACCUGUA
Raphanus sativus (radish) is the source of this 2602-nucleotide messenger RNA. RefSeq lists its product as uncharacterized. Lineage: Eukaryota; Viridiplantae; Streptophyta; Magnoliopsida; Brassicales; Brassicaceae. The record is from RefSeq and is a predicted model, not a curated record. The transcript is spliced from 3 exons. Bases 260 to 2326 code for a protein of 688 amino acids.